UCCUCAGGCUCUCGGUACGGGAUGCCGAUCGACAUGUGGUCUCUGGGCUGCAUCCUGUCGGAGCUGCUGACGGGUUACCCUCUGCUGCCGGGCGAGGACGAGUCGGACCAGCUGUCCUGCAUCAUGGAGCUGCUCGGCAUGCCGGCCCAGAAGCUCCUGGACGCCUCCAAGAGGGCCAAGAACUUCGUCUCCUCCAAAGGUUUCCCGCGAUACUGCACCGUCACCACGCUGCCCGACGGCACCACGGUUCUCAACGCGGGGCGAUCGAGGCGAGGAAAAGUCAGAGGAACGCCGGGAAGCAAAGAGUUCAGCACGGCGUUAAAAGGAUGUGACGAUCCGUUGUUUCUUGACUUCCUGAAACAGUGUCUUGAGUGGGAUCCGGCGCUCAGAAUGACUCCGAGUCAAGCGUUGAGGCAUCCGUGGCUCAGGAGAAGACUCCCCAAACCACCGACAACAAUGACGGCGGGGAUUUCUGAUAAAACGCCCGUCGGGAAAAGCGCCAUAACCUCCAUUUCCAAACUCGCUGCAACAACCACUUCCUCCACCACCGUCUCCGUCUCCUCCUCCUCCAAAACCAGGACUAAUUUGGCGGCGAUUACCGACGCCAACGGGAACAUUCAGCCGAGAACGGUGCUGCCGAAACUGGUCAGCUGAGAGUGAACGCACCCCGAGGGAUUGAAAUAAAGAAAGUCCAGUUUUUUGAGGAGUUUCUCUAAACGCUGGAGACUAAGCGUCGUCUGGGUUUUAGGCUGCGAUGUGAAGCCUCGCUCUGGAGGGUAAACUGGGGUGCGUUCAGAAAAAAAGAAAAGACUCAUUGUGAGCGAGCAGCGAAACAGGAAGUGACCACACGACAAUCACUCUGUAGCUCCAAACACUCAAACACAUCACAAAACAUGGUGCUGACGGAGGGAACAAGGCUUUUUUAAUGUUUUUAACACAGAAUCUAUUUAGUGAUUAAUCGACACCAAAAACUACUUUUUAUCCUCUUAGUCUUACAAGGUCAUAUCUGCGGACAGUAAUAUUUAACGUGCUUUACUUACAUAAAAGUCUGAUAUUUCCUUGUAAAACUAAAAUAAUCUUUGUCUCGUCAUAUCUUUAUGAAAUCCUCUUUUGUUACGCUUCAGUUUGGGGCAUUUGUUAGUACUUUUAACUUAAAAAAAUACACAAUUAAAUCCAAACUGAAGCAUCUACCUGUUAGCUGGCUAACGAUCUUAGCUAGCUGUGUUAGCGUGCUAGUUUUGUGCCUGUCAGCUGGCUAAUAACCACGGGUUAGUUGUUAGACAGCUUUAUAUUUGUGUUUAGGUGUCACUUUAAUACCUUUUUACGAACUUUUAAAUCAGUCAGCUAGCUCCAGCUGGCUAACUGUUUGCCUUGUUUGGCAGUCUGGUGGCUAGCCUUAGCCUUUUGUUAGCCAUAGCCUGUUAGCUCUCCACUGCCCGGCCUUACGAAGCACAGAUUAUUUUAUGUCGUUUUAUUUUCUGAAGGUUAGCAGAAAGAGAGAAGACACAGUAUGCUCUGGUGAAGUAUUUUGUCCCCUCUUUGAUUCUCAAAUCUGAUUAUUUAAGGAGGCAAAAUGGCUGAAGGGAAGCAAAUGGAGAAGGAGGAGGAAGAGCUAAGUUUUAAAUAACGUUUAAAAUCUAAAGGGCUCUGAUACAAAAAACAACAACAACCGAAGUCUGGAUGAUAAAACUGUGGCUGCAGAACGAGCUGAGAUUAUAAUUAAACAAAGUGAAUUAUUUCUGAUCCAGGAAAUGUAUAUUAAUAUAUUUAACCAGUCGUGAAAGCAAGGAUAAAGACAAGGCAUUGUGAGUUUAAAAAUACAAAAUGAAGGAGGCGGGCGAAGUGUUGAGAAUAUAAAACUAAGAUAUGGUUUAUAUUUAACAUUAAAAAAAACAAGUUUUUAUAAGCAGGCAAAUUAUUUUAUAAUUCUCUGAAAUUUAUAAAAUGUUUGUGGUAAAGUUAGCUAUUUUAAAAAAGUGAAUACCCGGCCUAAGUAAAACAAAAAAUCUGCCAUUUAAAACAUUUUAUUUACAAGAAAAAAAUCCCACAUUUCUGUUAAAAUUAUCUAGAAAUUCAAGAAAUAAAUAAAAUGUUAAGUCUCAAAUAAUGACAUGUUCUCCGCCCUGGCCUUUGUAAUGAUUUGUAACCGCAUGAACCCAAACAUUGGAUCAGAAAGCUAAAACAAGAGAAGAUCAUUCAGGAUCAAUUAUUAGUACUUGAAAUGAUAUAAACCGGAAAGAAAAAUGAAUAAUUAUCCAAAGAAAAUCCGCUAAUUAAACUUCAGAAGCAGAUUUCCAGACACACAGAAAUCCCCAAAUAUAACUAUAUAUAAAUACUUUGCAUAACGUCUCAACACAGAGCCGUGUGUGUUCGAAUCCAAGUGUGGAGGAAAAGUCGUUAAUCGAUGAAAUCAAGUCUGUUUCGCCGUGUCUGAAUGACGGCGGCGUGUCUUACGACGGGUCUUUGUGUAACCGGAGCCGGGAAGCAGAUUUAGCCUGAAGGUAGAGAAGAGGUCAGCUGUUUAUAUCCUCACGUCAUUAAGAGUGAAGCAGGAGAUUCAGGCGAGGACACGUCCUUUUUAUUUGGAUAAAAAGCCUCGUGACGGAGACGGACGAGGCUCUCGUUUCAAUUCAGGGUUUCAGGGAGAGGAUUUAGACCCUAAACAUAUCCACCACACUUCAAAUUAAAUAAUAGUGUGUAAAGGGCUCCAGUCCCAUCAGUGUGUGUUGUUGUGAUACAGCGUUUUAUGGCGUCAAAAUGUGUAGAAAGUUCACACAGAUUGUGGCUUUAAAUUCAAUACAAAAGGAUUAAAGGGGUCUUAUAGACACAAAUAUAAGAUUAUAAACGUGUACAAAAUGAAAAGCAUCACUCAGCUGUCACACAAUAAUAAUUUGAUAAAAUGACCUGCAUAAUCAAUCAAAUAAUACUUCAAUUAAAUCAACAUAG
This is a messenger RNA of Notothenia coriiceps (black rockcod), 2946 nucleotides long. Its product is annotated as dual specificity tyrosine-phosphorylation-regulated kinase 2-like. NCBI's taxonomy places the organism in Eukaryota, Metazoa, Chordata, Actinopteri, Perciformes, Nototheniidae. The transcript has a single exon. Bases 22 to 654 code for a protein of 210 amino acids. Gene Ontology annotation, molecular function: ATP binding; protein serine/threonine kinase activity. The record is from RefSeq and is a predicted model, not a curated record. Gene Ontology annotation, cellular component: cytoskeleton; nucleus; cytoplasm. Gene Ontology annotation, biological process: peptidyl-threonine phosphorylation; peptidyl-serine phosphorylation.